GCGCAAUCAUCUCAUUGAGCCUUUUUUCUACUUACACUACUUAGGGUUAAUUAAUACUCGUCAAAUAAAAUUAACUGUUCUUUUUAAAAUCUUUAAAUUCCAAGAUGAAAACCAUAGAUUUAUUGGAAUCCAAUCGUCUUGGAAGCAAGUUGCCCACUGAAGACUCGAUCAAGUUGAAUGAAGUCACCAAGAUCGUUUUCAAGCUGAAAAAAACCAUUGUUUUAACUGGAGCUGGAAUCUCUUGUAAUGCCGGUAUACCUGAUUUCAGGUCAUCUGAUGGGUUAUAUAACUUGGUUAAAUCCAAAUACCCUAAGAACUGUGUUAAGGGACAAGACUUGUUUGAUAUUUCAUUAUUUAGAAAUGAGUUAACCUUGAGUUUAUUUUGUACUUUUAUGGAAGGCCUUUAUUCAUCAUCCUUAAAAGCCAAACCAACGGAAACUCAUAAAUUUAUCAAAAUAUUAAAAGAAAAAAAUAAAUUAUUACGUUGUUAUACCCAGAAUAUUGAUUGUUUAGAAAAAGUAAUCAAUUUAAACUGUGGGAUUGAUUUGAAUAACUUUAACGAUGGUAAUAACUCAAAUUUUAAUAAAAUUUGGAAAAAUUUAGAUGUUGUUCAAUUACAUGGUAAUUUACAAAAAUUAUCUUGUACUCAAUGUUUCAAGACUUUUAAUUGGUCUCCAGAUAAUCAGGCCCAAUUAAGUAAAGGUCUUAAUCCAGAAUGUGAAAACUGUUAUUUAAAAUAUCAAGAACGUUUAUACAGUGGGAAAAGAUUAACCGGUAACAUUGGAAUGUUAAGACCAGAUAUUGUGUUAUAUGGUGAAAAUCAUCCUCAAUCAGAAAUUAUAUCAAAGGGACUUAGUCUUGAUAUGUCUUUAAAAUCAGAUUUAUUGAUUAUAAUGGGUACUUCUUUAAAAGUUGAUGGUAUUAAAAAAUUAGUAAGAAAUUUAUCUAAAACCAUUCACGAUAAAGGUGGAUUGGUUAUUUUCAUUAAUAAAACCCCCAUUUCAAAAUCAUGGUCUAAUUUAAUCGAUUACGAAAUUUUAAGUGAUUGUGAUGACUUUAUAAAAGUUUUAAAACACGAAAUCCCAGAUUUGUUCUUAACUCAAGAACAACUCGAUUCCAAAAAAUUAUCAAAUAAUAAAGAAAAGACCAAAGAAGAAUCCCUUCUUACUCCUCCUUCUACACCUAAAAAGACCAAAAUUAAACGUGAACCCAAAAAAUUCAAAAGAGCAGAAUCAAAUUCAAAAAAAAUUAAUAAAGCUACUAACUCAUUCAAAUUACCUUCUCCUCAAUCGAGUUUUAACGAAGAUGAUGAGCCGGACUUGGACGAAUUGAAAAUGACUUCAAACAGAUCCCGUGCUUUAAGAGCAUUCACCAGAUCUCAAAUGAAUCAAGAACGGUCAAUCAAAGUUAAAAGAGAAUUAGAGGAUGUUGAUAUUAAUACCAAAAGAAUUAAAUUAUAGUUGAUUCUUUCUUAACGACCUAAUGACUUCUUGUUUGUAUUAGUAGAUUAAUAUAUUC
Molecule: messenger RNA, 1518 nt
Organism: Hyphopichia burtonii NRRL Y-1933
Lineage: Eukaryota; Fungi; Ascomycota; Pichiomycetes; Serinales; Debaryomycetaceae
Gene: HST3
Product: NAD-dependent histone deacetylase
Exons: 2
Coding region: 105-1460 (451 amino acids)
Molecular function (GO): NAD+ binding
Source: RefSeq, a predicted model, not a curated record